ACAAGACGGGCUGGAGGGGUCGACCGAGGGAGGCUCGCGUAUCGCGCUGUCCACCACCACCGCCCGGACCCGGUCUAGGACCCGGCUGCUCGCCGUGGCCUCCAUGAAGAGGCGCCGCCAGUUCACGGCGCUGCGGAGCACCGCCCUCGAGUUCUGCCUGCUGACGGGGCUGCACGGCUGCAAGUACAUCGCGCAGCCCGGCAAGCACGGCGUCGAGAGGUUCUUCUGGCUGCUCGCCGUCGGGGUGUCGGUCCUCGCCAGCGCGUACUGCAUGGUGUGGGCGUACGACUUCAACCGCGCGCACCAGACACUCCUGGCCAUCGACACGACGCACUACCCCCUGUGGGCCGUGGCCGCGCCCGCCGUCACGGUCUGCCCCAGCAACAAGGUGCUGGCCUCCAGGGCGCGCCGGCUGGCCAGGGCCAUGUGA
Messenger RNA from Frankliniella occidentalis (western flower thrips), 430 nucleotides. RefSeq lists its product as uncharacterized. The record is from RefSeq and is a predicted model, not a curated record. Gene Ontology annotation, molecular function: sodium channel activity. Gene Ontology annotation, biological process: sodium ion transport. NCBI's taxonomy places the organism in Eukaryota, Metazoa, Arthropoda, Insecta, Thysanoptera, Thripidae. The transcript has 2 exons. Gene Ontology annotation, cellular component: membrane. Bases 104 to 430 code for a protein of 108 amino acids.